UGAUCGACAACGUUUCCACGAGCUAGCAUUCGAUCGUUGUCAGAAUCGUUGUCAGAAUCGUUGUCAGUCCCGUUUGGCUCCAUACAGUUGCGUAGAGUCUCUAAAAAGAGCUCUUGCAUUCACCCAAGCUUGACAGCUAACAUUAGCCCGAAGCAUAGGAUAUAAACACGCGCCGUUGAGCCUCGACAAUCAUCCUCGUCUGCCCCUUCACCUGCCAUCUAUCCUCAUACCAUCUUGUUACCGCACUUGCUGCCAUGUCGGUCAACAUCUUCGACUUGCAAUUUGAACAACACCGUUCGGCUUUAGGCAUCCAUCAGACCGCGCCACGAAUAUCUUGGCGCUUCGAAGGCGAUGCCGCAAACUGGACGCAGCUUGGAUACGACCUCGAGAUUACGAGACAGGGAGCCGCCCAAGUCUUCCACGUCGAUUCCCAAGACUCGGUCUUCGUCCCGUGGCCGACCGUUCAGCUGAGCGAAGGCGAGUCCGCCUUCGUACGCGCCAAAGCCUACGGGAACAACGGUCAACCAGAGACCUCCUGGUCUAAAUCAGUCGCCGUCGAAACCGGUUUGCUAUCAUCGGAGUCUUGGCAGGGAGCACUAACUAUCACGACGCUUGAUAAGAGGGCUGAUCGUAACGCCACCCAGCACCCGGCACUCUUCAGGAAAGACUUCUCUGUCGAUGGCGAAGUGCAGUCGGCGCGACUCUACAUUACUGCUCUUGGCAUAUACGAAGCGGAGCUGAACGGUCAACGCGUCGGAGAUUAUGUCCUCGCCCCGGGUUGGCAGUCAUACGCGCACCGUCACGUAUACGACACGUACGACGUCACUGCCGCGCUGAAGUCCGGCGACAACGCCAUCGGCGUGAGCAUCGGGGAAGGCUGGUUCUCCGGCCGACUCACGUGGGGUGGUGGGAUCAACAACGUCUACGGUGAGGAUCUCGGGCUCAUGUCUCUGCUCAAGAUCGGCUACAAGAAUGGGACGACUCAGUACAUCGGCACCGACGAAACUUGGAAAUCUACUGAAGCGCCAACUUACUCAUCCUCGAUCUACGUCGGCGAAUCCUUCGACUCGCGUCUUGUACAGCAAGGCUGGUCAUCCCCCGGCUUCGAGAACCAGACUGCUUGGAAAGGGGUGCGGCCUACGCUUGGCCCAAGCCACCUCGUGCACGCCGACGGCCCUGCCAUACGUCGCGUCGAAGAAGUCUCCCUAAAAAGCGUCACUUCCAGCCCCAAGGGCGCCACCUUGCUCGAUUUCGGACAGAACCUCGUCGGCUGGCUGAGGAUCAAGGUCAACGGCCCAAGCGGGACGACCAUCAAGCUCACCCACGCCGAGGUCCUCGAGAACAGCGAGAUCGGAACACGUCCCCUACGAGGCGCUCUCCAGACAGACUACAUCGUUCUGAACGGAGAGGGCGAGCUCACGUGGGAGCCUAAAUUUACCUACCAUGGAUUCAGAUACGUCCAAGUCGAAGGAUGGCCGCAGGAAACGCCGCUGGAUAGCAACAGCGUUGUAGCUGUGGUAGUCCAUACCGAUUUACCUAGGACCGGAUACUUCAGGAGCAGCAAUGACAAGCUGAACAGGCUUCACGAGAACGCUUUGUGGUCUAUGAAGGGUAACUUUAUGAGCGUUCCUACGGAUUGCCCACAAAGAGAUGAGAGAUUGGGAUGGACCGGAGAUGUCACUGCCUUUGGGCCGACGAGUGUCUUUCUCUACGAUACAUCUGGAUUCUGGAAGGGAUGGAUGAAGGACGUGAAUGCUGAGCAGGCUGAUGCUGGAGGAAUUCCGCCCGUGCUAGUCCCUCACGUCCCCCAAGGAUGGACAGCCGGCGGAUACCCGGCCACCGCCAUCUGGGGCGACGUAGCCGUCAUCCAUCCGUAUACCAUCUUCCAAGCCUUCGGCGACUACGACCUCCUCCGCGAACACUGGUCCGGUGUCAAACUCUGGCUCGAUAACGGCAUUAAGCGCGAUCCUAGCGGGCUGUGGGACCGUUCCACCUUUCAGUUCGGCGACUGGCUCGACCCGCUCGCCCCUCCUUCGGACCCGGGCGCCUCUCAAACCAAUAAGUUUCAAGUUGCCGACGCCUACCUCGUUUAUGGAACCGGCCUAGCUGCGCAGAUGGCAGAGUGGCUUGGGGAGACGGCAGACGCAGAACGGUACAAGAUAGCGUACAAAGACCUCAAGACCAAGUUCCAAGAAGUAUGGAUCAAUCCGGACGGCACGAUAAAAAGCGAGACGCAGACUGGGCUCGUUUUGCCUCUAUACUUCGGUUUGAUUCCCGACGCAGAAAGUGCUACGCAACGUCUUCGGGAUAUCAUCGAACAGAACCAGUACAAAGUCGGGACCGGCUUCGCCGCAACGCACUAUCUCGGUCUUGGUCUCUCCGCUGUCAACGCGACGGACACCUUCUACGGCAUGAUUCGUCAAGAAGAGGUCCCAGGCUGGCUAUACCAGGUGAAGAUGGGCG
Colletotrichum acutatum is the source of this 2463-nucleotide messenger RNA. RefSeq names its product extracellular glycosyl hydrolase family 78 protein. Gene Ontology annotation, biological process: carbohydrate metabolic process. The annotation marks the transcript as partial. The record is from RefSeq and is a predicted model, not a curated record. Lineage: Eukaryota; Fungi; Ascomycota; Sordariomycetes; Glomerellales; Glomerellaceae. The transcript has 2 exons.